ACAUUCUUUCAGUUAUACCUGGCCCACUAUGAAAAAAGUUUGGUGACCCCUGAUCAUACUAUAUAAGUUAUACCCAUUCGGUUUCAACGCAACAAAAACACUCUGCAGGUGCAAAAUAACGACCCGUCAACAGUGAAUUGUAAUCGGUGCGUUGCUUUCGUUGUGUGAAGUUGAGUAUAGCAGCUGGACCUGAUAUUAUAGUCGUGUACAUGAAAAAUAUACAUCUCUUUGAUGAAUCCAAGUAACAUGGACUUGUUGAUAUUGUUAUUAGUGGUUCCUGUAAUCUCUGCUUUUAAUCUAACUAUCCUUCAUACCAAUGAUGUUCAUGCUCGUUUUGAAGAGACUAAUAAAUACAGUGGACCAUGUACAGAAAAAGAUCUGAACAAAGACGAUUGUUUCGGUGGAUAUCCUCGCAUUAUAAGUAAAAUAAAAGACUUGAAAUCUCGAUAUCCAAAUACACUGGUCCUUGAUGGUGGAGAUCAGUAUCAGGGAACUACAUGGUUUUACCACUUUGGCGGAAAUGUUACCUCGUAUUUCAUGAAUUAUCUUGAAUACGAUGCCAUGGCAAUAGGUAAUCAUGAGUUUGACAAUGCAGUAUCGGGUCUGGUGGCUCCCUUCCUGGAAAAAGUCAAUUUCCCUGUGCUGAGUGCUAACAUAGAUGCUUCUCAAGAACCAACAAUGCAGAAUAAGUUUAACAAGAGUGUGAUAUUAACUGUUGCGGGUGAGAAGAUAGCUGUUAUAGGUUAUACAACAACAGAUACACCCAGUAUCUCUAGUACAGGAAAAUUGAUAUUUAACGAUGAAGUUGAGUCUGUGAGAAAUGAAGUGGCGACUAUUAAAGGAAGUCACCCAACUGUGAAUAAAUUUAUAGCUUUAGGACAUGCGGGUUUUACAAAAGAUAAACGUAUAGCGGAGGAAGUAGAAGAUAUUGAUAUUGUUGUUGGUGGACAUACUAAUACUUUCUUGUAUUCAGGUGAAGAACCGUCAAAUGAGAAAAAAGAUGGGGAUUACCCAUUUGUCGUAACUAAAACCAGUGGUAAAAAGGCUGUAUGUGUACAAGAUUAUGCUUAUGGAAAAUAUUUGGGAUUUCUUCAUGUAGAAUUUGAUGAUGAUGGAAACGUGAAUACAUGGAUGGGAAACCCUAUUCUUUUAAACUCCUCCAUACCAAAAGAUAAUGCCACUCUUGUUGAAAUGCGGCCAUGGAAACAAGAGAUUCAACAUUUUAAAAAAUCGGUUGUUGGUGAAACAAGGGUUUUAUUACAAGGAGAUUCUAAAGUUUGUCGUAAAGACGAAUGUAAUCUAGGUAAUGCUAUAACUGAUGGCAUAUUAAGAUAUAAUUUAAAUGAGCGGGCGAAUGGUACGUGGAAUAAUGUAUCAAUAGUAUUGAUGAAUAGUGGUGGUAUCCGAUCACCAAUAGAACAAGGAGACAUCACAAUUGAACAAGUUUUGACUGUUAUGCCCUUUAGAAACACGAUUGAUCGACUAGAUAUGAAAGGUGUCCAUCUUAAAGCUACUUUAGAACAUAGUGUGUCACUAUAUGGACCUGAUUUAGCGGGGCGAUUUCUUCAGUUCUCGGGUCUAAGAGUAAAAUAUAAUGUAUAUAAACCUGUAGGACAACGUGUUAUUAGUGUUAAAGUCCAGUGCAUAGAAUGUGACGUUCCAGAAUUUGAAGAUCUUAAUGAAGACAAAGUCUACAGCAUACUUAUUCCGGCUUUUGUGGCAAAUGGCGGCGAUGCUUACGACGUAAUUGUAAAAAAUAAAAUGAAUCACAUUGAAAAGGGUGAUUUGGAUGCUACUGUAUUUAACAAAUACUUAGAGAAGUUUUCCCCUAUUAUACAAGGUCUUGAUGGUAGAAUAGAGUUUGAAACUGAGAAUACUGAAAAACGCUGCCCAACAAAUGCUGCUCAUAAAUCAUUGACAUAUUGCACAUUUAUUAUACUAAGUAUUGUUAUAUCACUAUACUUUCUUUAAUAAGUCAAACAUAAUACAAAUUUGUGAAUUAAGAAGGGACACUUGAUGCUCCCAUCCCUUCCUGGGAUCCAGCCGUAUCUUUGUGAAUAUUGAAUUUGAUCCAUUUGUAUUGUUAAACAUUUUUAUGUUAAUCUAUGUUACUUAAUCAAUAGACAAUAGUCUAUUGUCGAGGAAAACAAUACCAUUAAAUAUUUAUUUAAAACUGUGUUUAGAUAUAGAUAAUAGAGAUAAGGAAGAUAUAUAAAUAAAAGUAAAACAACAGUAAAUGUAAUAUUAUACUACACCUGUAUACAAUAAGAAAUUCAAGCUGCCUUUUCCUACUGUCUGUCAUAUUAUAUUGAUUUGUAAAAUAAUAAAGUACAUUAAAAUAUAUUUUUAUGUCAUAUCAACUGAAAAGUGUAUCCAUUAUAGGGCUGUAGAAAUAUACCCUUGAAUCAAUAUAUAGCCAACAUUUUGCUUAAACAAUAUAUUGUGAUACAAUUAUAUGGCAAUCUUUAAAUGGAAGAUAAUUGUUUUCAUUUCCGCAAAUAUUCAAGUCUUUUAUUUUCAAAAUCUCCUUAAUUUUGUGAACAAUGUCUCUCUGCUGAUAAAAGAAAAGAGUCAUCAUCAUUUAAAGAUACAUUAUGGGAGAUUUUUAUAAGGAGUUAGCCAUUCUUGCUAUAACAUUUCAAAAAUAGAUGAUGAAAGAAGAAUAUAUUGAAAAUUUCAGUCAAAUUACUUUAUUCUGAACAUAGUUAUCACCAGUGUAAUUUUUGACUAGAAAUGGGAUUGAAUUACAUCUUCACCGAUUCUUAGCAUGGCCGAUCGUUUGAUUGACAGGCGUUAACUCCACCUACAUAAUCCCUGCUGUCUUUUGUCUGCUGUCAUCAUAUCCGAAUUUGUGUUUUACCUUUUUGGAUUUUUAUAACAAUUGGACAAAAUGAGUGAGAGGGUAAAUUUUCAUUCUUACUUUUUAAGUCAAUUGAAUAUAGGACAUAAUGUUAUAAUACAAUUAUGAUAAAUCUAUAGGUAUAGGCUACACCAGUGGUGUUGUGCCUAUUGCAGUAGUGGGGAAAUAAAAAUAUUUUUAUUGAUAUUAUUAAGACAGAAGACCUGUCCGUCUGUAUUAGUCAUCACACGGUCUCCAGGAAUUGUAUAAUUUGUCAUUAUCUGUGUUUAGUUUAUUGCACUUUAAACAGUUUAGAUGUCAUUUCUUAAGGCAUCGCUCAACAGCGGCCUCGCUUCGUACACUCUAUCAUUUAGCCUCGAUCCGGGAGUAUGACGUCAACGUAACGGUUAAUCUCCACUCACGAUGCCAUUUAAAAUUAAAUCAGUCAAUGAAAUCCCGUUUAAAUCCAAGCUGAAUCCAAGCCAUCCGUGGGUCUACAGAGUUGAUUUUGUGCUUGUUGUGUAAAUAAAGAUCUAAUUUAUAAUUUCUAUGACAUCUGAAGCCUAAAUAAAGAUUUGCAAUAAUCA
Messenger RNA from Patella vulgata (common limpet), 3426 nucleotides. Its product is annotated as snake venom 5'-nucleotidase. Gene Ontology annotation, molecular function: 5'-nucleotidase activity; metal ion binding; nucleotide binding. Gene Ontology annotation, biological process: AMP catabolic process. The record is from RefSeq and is a predicted model, not a curated record. Lineage: Eukaryota; Metazoa; Mollusca; Gastropoda; Patellidae. Gene Ontology annotation, cellular component: plasma membrane. The coding region runs from base 232 to 1971 and encodes 579 amino acids. The transcript has 10 exons.